This is a messenger RNA of Schistosoma haematobium, 6488 nucleotides long. RefSeq lists its product as uncharacterized. Gene Ontology annotation, molecular function: aspartic-type endopeptidase activity. Gene Ontology annotation, biological process: proteolysis. NCBI's taxonomy places the organism in Eukaryota, Metazoa, Platyhelminthes, Trematoda, Strigeidida, Schistosomatidae. The record is from RefSeq and is a predicted model, not a curated record. The transcript has a single exon. Bases 3714 to 5858 code for a protein of 714 amino acids.
GAUUUGGAUAAAACCGAUUGAGUCAGUAGUAUGGUCCAGAAGAUAUGUCAUUUAUGUAACCAUCAUUGUGCUCCCAUCACCGAGAUAGGUUCUUAAGUGUUUUAUUGGACAGUAUUGACAUUUAUUUGUUUCUUCUCCCUGCCAUAUAUAUUGAGCUUUGUUCAGAGCCCUUUCAACCAACACAUGAUGUCUUCCAGUCUUCCUCGUCGAUAAUCUUGUUAUUCGAUCUUGAUUAAUGACUUGCCUCUUAAUAGUUAGUUUACUGUUGCAUGUUGCCAUAAGCUUUCGUUUGAUGUAUUUUUCACUACCAUACUGUUUUCUUUCCUAAACUAUUGUAAUUUAAACUUAAUCUUCUGUAUUUUAUUUUCUACCCUAAUCCCAAACUUUGGACGUAAUUGUAUUUUCCUAAUUGUUUGCGCGUUAUGGUCUGGAAAGUCAUCUAUUUAUUCCUGUUAUCUGAAUCAGGAACCAGAUAGGAAUUAGGAAUAAAUCGAGUAGUGCUCCAAUCGGCUUAACUUCUCUCUCUCUCACGUGCUUGUCAGCCAGUCAGGUGGCAGAAAAAUUUUCGUCUCUAUCCCAAGCAGUUAGUUUCAAUCCGAACUCAGGGUUAAACUAGUCAGCCUAUUGCGUCAGGGUCUUUAUCUAGAUUUAGACAAGUUACCAUCUGCAUAUGAGUGGGUAGACAGACCAAGAACGUAACAAGUGGUGACGGCGAUUUCUUUUUCUACAUUGACGUAUGUGUCUUUAGACGGCCUUAAAACUAUUCAACAGAUUCAGCAAGCGCAGAAUGAUGCAAAUCAACUGAAUCUUUUGGAUACACAAACGCAGAAUCUCUCAUUACAUUUAUCUUCAAAGUCUCAACCAGAUAAGUAUGAAAGGAUCGCAAAUUCUAUUUGUGAAUUCAGUUAUGGGUAAGACUCUAACUUAUGGACGAGCCAAUCAAAAGCGUUUGAGGGAUUUCAAGGUCACGGCGCUAAGUUCAAUACGAGAUGCUGUAACAGUAUCGAAAAUCACUACGUGUAACUUUAUUAAUGCAGGUUUGUUUUCCUUAUUGCAGGACAACAGAAAGUGAAUGUAUUAGAAGAAGAAGAACAAAGCUUGCGCAAACUAAACCUGCUGGAUGAUGAGUAAAACUAUUUUGUAACAGACUUCUCUUUUUGUACAAAAACCGCGUAUUUCAAUUUCUAAUAUAUCUCUGUUGUGCUCGCACGCCGUGUUCUCACUUGAGUGGCAUCUGCCAGUCCUGACUGUUGUGUUGUGUUUCAGAUUGCUCCUGCCUGCAAGUAAACGCUAAGAAUACGUGCUACAAGUGGUGAUGGAGGUGUUUAUGUUGUAGUGACUCACGUUUAUCACGAGAACACGACUGGUUUAAUAAAAACAAUUAUUAUUAUAACCAACUGUACCGGUGUGUGUUUUAAUGUGCUUUUGUUUAACUGUGCUAAUUAUAGCCAUUUUGUGCUUCCAUUACCUUCCAUCAUUGUUCCGCGGUUUUUGGUACUGUUCGUACGUACUCCUGUAUUCUGCUUCCACUUGUACCAUUCCUUGGCACGAUCUCGGUAUUCGUUCAAUACCACGAGAUCGUCAACGAAAUAAAUCUGGUUAUGUUCGAUCCUCGCCUUCUGAUCUAUUUGGCACGUGUUUCUUGGUAGCGGUGUUCAUAGUCAACCGCGACUCGACGCUACGCUACAAUUGGUGGCCCGUAUUUUGGAACACGCCUCAGCUUCUGGUCAAAUCUUCCAAAGAAGCCAAUUCGGUGAGUCUAUGAUUUAUCUAUCCACGUCUGUCGUAUAUUUUCAUAUUUAAUAUAUAAUAUACUCGACAUGACGGGUAACGAUAAGAAUAGUAUUAAUAUAAUAGACUCCCAUUUAUGUGUACCGAAUCCUUGUUACUUUUUAUUCGCGUGAUGAUGAAUUCCACGCUUUAUUCGAGAAAUUUUCCCCUAUUAACUAUUCUCCUCGCUGACCCGGCUGCUUGGUACGGAAUGCAUACGCAUAAGCAUAUCUGUCUAUCACCCAGCACCAAAUGGUUAAGUUGAACGGUUUCAUUGCCAACUUAAAAGUGCUCUACGAGCACACGAGAACGACAACUGGUACGAAACCUUACCGCUCGUUCUUUUAGGGAUCAGAACGAGCUUAAAGGCAGAUAUACAAUGUUCCACCACUGAACUGGUAUACGGCACGACAUUGCGUCUGCCCGGGGAAUUCUUUACACCACGGAGCAGACCUAAUUUCGGUAAAUCAGACAACGUCCAUCAACUGUCUGCAUUUAUGCGAACGCUGUCUCCGGUGUCAACUCGAAUACAACAUCGACAGGUCGCUGUCUCUCGAGAGUUAUCUACCUGUUCACAUGUUUUUGUACGAGUAGAUUCGGUACGCAAACCUUGGCAACAACCUUACGAAGGCCCUUUUCACGUGAUCGCUCGUCACGAAAAGACCUUCAAGGUUGAUCGAUAUGGACGCGUUGAGAUCGCCAACGUUGAUCGUCUCAAACCAGCACACGUCAGUGACAGUGCCCUAUCUGGUAACCUGAGAUUCAAUGCUAGACCUAUUAAACCUAGCGGGAUCCUUAAAUCUUUUUCAGGUCCCACGCUAGUUACAUCUGAGACCUCAUUCUCACGUCCCAGACAACAGCACGCGUCAUCUGCAACGUCUACGGAUGAGACGACAGUCUCACGUCCAGAUCAGCAGACCACGCCGCCCUUGACUUCGGAUGAGAUUGCAGGCUCACGCGACGCGAACGAGAUUGCCGUCUCACGUUCCGGCCGCCGAGUACGGUUACCCGUACGCUUCCGCGAAUAGUCGCACACUCAACAACCGAUACGGUGUAGGAUUAUUCCUAUACUACACGCGUGCUACACUCUUCUCUUUUUUGAUUUUCUUUUUGUUUCCUGAGCCUACGCCUUCGACCAUCUCCGCUUGGUUCCGUCGACUUCAGUCAACUUUGGCGAAAGCUGGCCUGAUCACCCAUGCUCUUGUCAACGCACUCAGUCGAUAUAUUGGUUUCGAAUGCUUGGCACACGCUUGGUCUCGAACUUGGUCGUUACGGUCGCUUCUGGUCUUUUGGCUCAACGUGGGUUCGUCCUACGUCUGCAGCGUUUCUGGUGCGCACCUCUACGAACGCCCUCUUCAGAUUCUGGGUACAAACCACUCUGGUGUAGCAUGCCAAUUCGAGCAAUAAAUACAACACAUCGCUCCUGGUACUGUUCUCCGAAAACGACCUUCGUUGGCAACUCGACGAUCAACGAUCGCUUUCCUGUUCGCCAAUUCUUCCGUCCUACAAUCGCUCGUCAGCCGAUCAGUCCCACGAUUCAAACCGCUAUUUAUCGAAAGUGUAAACCCUUUCUAGCGGGGGGCUCCUGUAGUGACUCACGUUUAUCACGAGAACACGACUGGUUUAAUAAAAACAAUUAUUAUUAUAACCAACUGUACCGGUGUGUGUUUUAAUGUGCUUUUGUUUAACUGUGCUAAUUAUAGCCAUUUUGUGCUUCCAUUACCUUCCAUCAUUGUUCCGCGGUUUUUGGUACUGUUCGUACGUACUCCUGUAUUCUGCUUCCACUUGUACCAUUCCUUGGCACGAUCUCGGUAUUCGUUCAAUACCACGAGAUCGUCAACGAAAUAAAUCUGGUUAUGUUCGAUCCUCGCCUUCUGAUCUAUUUGGCACGUGUUUCUUGGUGGCGGUGUUCAUAGUCAACCGCGACUCGACGCCACGCCACAAUGUCAAAACAUGAUGAAAUCCCAGCCAUCCCCGGCAAGUUAACAGUCAACACAACCCCUCGCCAACCGCCACUUUUAGGCGUCUCAUCAGACUAUGACAUCUGGAAAAUUAGAGCAAUGACGUGCCUACGUCGAGUUCCAACUUCGGAACACUUCGAUAACCUUCUGUCCUACUUAGAUGACGAAGCAGCGAAACGAGCGACAGCUAACGGCUUUACUGCGUGCAACUCACCAUCUCAAAAUUGGAAGAUUUUAGAUGAAUGUUUUUCGUUGAAGGUGGAUACCCAGCAGUCAGCCAUCCAAUUUUUGUCUCGCCACCAGAAACCUCAUGAAAGCCCCAUCGACUAUCUUCAUUCAUUACAGCAGAUAGCAACCCAGGCAUUCCCUAGCCUGGACAUCUUGGGGCGAGAAGAAAUUACACGCUCCCGUUUUAUUGAAGGACUGCUGCCGGGUGCACUGAGAGAACAUCUACUUCGAGUGCCACCGGCUGACACAGCCGACUUGAAACGAACGGCACUUCGAUUUUUGACAGUUCCAUUGGCGACCUAUCGACCAACCGUGAUGACUAUCGAUGAAGCCACCGAACCUAAUCGACAAGAUAGCUUUCAAAGUGCCGCGGCUAUUAGAGAGUUCCCUGACCGGAAUAGUAGACGAGGGCAGCCGACUUCCACGUGGAACGGACGGUCGUCAAGGGACAACUAUCGAGACCAGCAAACAGAAUGCUUCUACUGCAGACGUUUCGGCAAAAAUGCCAAGAAAUGCGGGCAUAACCGCGUGAAAAACAGAGGUAAGCAGUGUCGUUUGCAUAUAUCGUCUUGCUAUGUUAAAUAUUUGUGCCCUGUUACUAUUAGGGGUAGAGUGCAAAGUACUGAGAUUAAUAUACUAUUAGAUACAGGAGCUUCAGUAUCCUUGAUCAAGGAAGACCUCUUGCAGAAACUUAACCACAGCACUCAGCGUAAACAAUGCUCUUCUACCUUAAUUACCGCGAGCGGAGAACCCUUGAAAGUGUGUUCUAAGAUAGGGUUAGAGCUGACGAUUGACAAGAAGCCUUUUCAACAUGAAUUCUGGGUUUGCCCCACACUGACUUGGGACAUGAUUCUCGGGGUCGACUUCAUGUUAAAAUACCAGGUCUCUAUACACAUGAAUAAGUCAGAAGCGAGUAUUGGUGGAGUUGUCGUGCAAACACAACACCAUGAAAUACCAACUAAGUCCGUAGCCCAGGCGGGAAUUUCAGAACUUGUACGUCAGGUACAGGAUAAUAAAAUAAUAAGUGAAAAAGACCGUCGAGCUACCACUGAUGUACUCCAACAAUUUAGUUCCGUUUUCUCUGAGAAUAUCUCUGGAAAUCGGACGACCACUGUACAGCACUCCAUCCUCACAGGUGAUCACAUGCCACUACGUCAACCACCUCGCCGAGUACCAGUACAUUACCAGCCUCAAUUAGAACCAAUGAUAAAAGAUAUGCUAGAGAAAAAGAUCAUUGUACCAUCUUCAUCACCAUGGGCAUCGCCUAUCGUUUUAGUGAAAAAGAAAGACUCUUCCCUACGACUAUGCGUAGACUACCGCCGCCUUAACGCUAUAACUAAACGUGAUUCUUUCCCACUUCCACGUAUAGACGCUACAUUAGAUGCCAUGAAAGGCGCCCAUUGGUUCUCGACUUUAGACUUAGCAUCAGGGUAUUGGCAAGUGGAAGUCCGACCUCAAGAUAGAAAAAAGACUGCAUUCACAGUACCCAAUGGUCUAUAUGAAUUUCAAGUGAUGCCGUUUGGGCUAACUAAUGCCCCAGCCACUUUCCAACGAUUAAUGCAGACAGUUCUACACGGUCUCGUACCACACCAGUGUUUAAUUUACCUUGACGAUAUUAUUGUGUAUGGCAGAACGCCGGAACAGCAUAAUGCCAAUUUGAAGGCAGUCCUACAACGAAUUAAGCAGCAUAACCUAAAAGUUAAACCAUCUAAAUGUCGACUAUUGCAAAAAGAAGUGUUCUUUUUAGGGCAUCGCAUUACAGAAGAUGGAGUAGCAACAGAUCAGGGAAAAACGAGUGUAGGAUCCAAACCACGUUUGGACUGCUGGACAGCUGCCUGGAUAAGUUCGAUACGCGCCCUCGCCCGUUUGAAACCAAAACAAGGUAAUUGGGUAAGAUAGAGGUUCUAUAAUUUAUCAUAAAUUUAAGUAUACAUUAUUACCUAAACAAAUAUAACCACACAGCUAUCCAACCAAUAAUUGUUUAAUUGAUCAAAUCUAAACUACAAUAAAUAAGAAAGUUGAUAAAGAAUGCAAGAAAAUUACCAAUCACCACAAAUAAAUGUUAUUCUAUCCUGUCUGGAUAGAUCACGUACAGAUUCGUUCAAAAGGUAAUAAUUGGUCACUCUAUAACACAAUGUUUUCAAUUCUGGAAGAGUGCUUCAAUUCACAACCAAAAUGCACAAUUCCAGUCAACACAGGUCAAGCAAUCAAAGGCAGGAACCAACCAAAAUGACUGCCGCUCAGACUUAGUAUAAAGUAAAACAACAUAAGUGCAGUUCGGGAAGAAACAUGGGGAAUUAGUGAAGGUGUGGUAAAAACAAAAACUACAAUAAAAUACAAAGAUUAACAAUUCAAAUGUAGUCCAAAAGUUAACAAUGUACAACUAAGAAGAUCAAUAGGAACAAAGUGCAAGUAUAUACAUGGAGGGAUUUUCACAAACACACAAGGCAUUCAAAAUGGAUCUUACACCGGCCCCCAAAAUCCCUCCAUAUCACACAAGCUACCUUGAUGCCUACGGUCAUGGUUCAU